Messenger RNA from Pongo pygmaeus (Bornean orangutan), 7431 nucleotides. It is a transcript of the gene GJA10, whose product is annotated as gap junction protein alpha 10. The transcript is spliced from 4 exons. Gene Ontology annotation, molecular function: gap junction channel activity. The coding region runs from base 5359 to 6837 and encodes 492 amino acids. Gene Ontology annotation, cellular component: connexin complex. The record is from RefSeq and is a predicted model, not a curated record. NCBI's taxonomy places the organism in Eukaryota, Metazoa, Chordata, Mammalia, Primates, Hominidae. Gene Ontology annotation, biological process: cell-cell signaling.
GGGUCUCACUCUGUUGCCCAGGCCCCAGGCUGAAGUGCAAUGGCAUGACCUUGGCUCACUGCAACCUCUGCUUCCCUGGUUCAAGCAAUUUUCGUGUCUCAGCCACCCAAGUAGCUGGGAUUACAGGCAUGCGCCACCAUACGUGGCUACGUUUUGUAUUUUUAGUAGCGAUGGGGUUUUACCAUGUAGCCCGGGCUCGUCUGGAACUCCUGGCCUGGAGUGAUCCACCCGACUCAGCCUUCCAAAGUGCUGGCCCCUUGAAAAGGGCCACUGUGCUCGGCCCCUUUCAAGACUUUAAUAGAGGCACUAAUCUCUGCAAUUGUCCUAAGGAUGAAGUAUUGUUUUUUUGUGGGGGAAUUUAAAUCUUCCAUCCAACUCUUUCCUCUAUUAUGUCCUAUCUCCUCUGUGUUAUUUCCUAUCCUUUUCUUUAAUUUCUUUUAGGUUGAUUAUUUUUAAUUCAAUUUUACCUCUCUUAACUUUAUUGUUCUCUGAGAGAUUACACAUGCAUCCUUUACUUAUCAAUUUUUAAGAGAUUACACAUGCAUCCUUUGCUUAUCAAUGUUUAAUAUUCUGACUCUGAUAAAAUGCAUUCAAUGUAUUACAUUCAUUACUUUUCAGGUGACUUUUUACCUAAUACUAUACAAAUACAGUUAUUAAUACAUCAUAUGUUUUUACCUCUAGUUAAUUCUGACAGAUAAUUUGUACUUUGGGCUGAUGUGCCAGGCUAGUGGAAGUUUAAUGUCACCUGUCUACCUUUCAUUAUCAUCCUUUUUAAAAAACUAAGUGACCAAAAAUAGAAUAGGCAGAUGAUAAUGAUGAACUAUCAGUAAUUUUAUGCACUUCUACAUUUUAUAUGGAAAAGAGCAGGCUUAGAAAUGUGCCUCAGAGCUGUGAUCUGAAACCCUCAUUGGGUUCUAGUGAUGCCCUUAAGGUCAACACCUCUAAAAUGGCAAGAAGAUUAUAUGCUUGAGAUGUGACUAGUGAAAGGUGCUGCACACUGAGAGUUUGGAGACCUGGUCUAUCGGCAUUGGGCAAGUCGUUUGACCCCUCUGGAAUUCUCAUUCUUUCUCUACAAAAAUCAGACCUAGGUUUCUAAGGCUACUACUGGCUUCCAGAUUCUCUACUUAAAAAGAAAAAUAUUUUCUUGAGCCAUAUGUUUUGACCGAAUAGAAUAUUGCUACAACAAGAAUGGUGACACACACCUGUAGUCCCAGCUACUCAGGAGGUUGAAGUAAGAGGAUCACUUGAGCCCAGGAGUUGGAGUCCAGCUUGGGCAACAGAGCAAGACCCUAUCUUUAAAAUACUACUACUACUACUACUACUACUACUACUAGAAUAUUGGCCCAGAAAUGGACGGCAUGCUGUGGCGGGGCUGGUGCAAGAUGCCGCUGCCGGUUCAGGUGUUUAAUUUGCAGUAGGAGCUGGGCGCAGUGGCUCAUACCUGUAAUCCCAGCAUUUUGGGAGGCUGAGGAGGGCAGAUCACUUGAGGCCAGCAGUUGGAGAGCAGCCUGGCCAACAUGGUGAAACCCUGUCUCUACUAAAAAUACAAAAAUUAGCCGCGCAUGAUGGCGCAUGCUUGUAAUCCCAGCUACUCAGGAGGCUGAGGCAGGAGAAUCGCUUGAACCCGGGAGGCAGAGGUUGCAGUGAGCCGAGAUGGCGCCACUGCACCGCAGCCUGAGAGACAGAGGAAGACUCCACCUCAUUAAAAAAAAAAAAAAAAAAAAAAAAAAAAAUACACACACACACACUAAAAUUUGCUGUAGGUGUUAUCUCCCCCUGUCUGGCAUGGCCAGGAACUUAAUCUUGAGCACCAGCCUGUCGUUCUGUACGCUGCUCUAAGGAGGCGGCCGUGGGGCCCAUGCAAGUCGACAAGGACCCCCCGGAGGACCUGCAGAAUGCACCCGACAUCAACUACGUGGUGGACGCCACUCUGGAACUGGAGCAGCGCGUUGCCAGUUGCAGCGGCCUGAUGUGCACCGAGCGGCUGCAGUUUAUUGCUGGCUGACUACUGCCCCUUGCUGCGGGUGGAGGCCCUGAAUAUGGCGCUCUCCUUCCUGCAGAGAAUCUUUAACGUGGAUCUGUACGAAGAGGUCCACCGGAAGCUCUCGAAGAGGUCCACCUGAAGCUCUCGGAGGCCACCAGGAAUCUGCGGAACUCACCCGACGCCAUCCCCGAGAGUGGCGUGGAGCCCCCGCCCCUGGACACGGCCUGGGUGGAGGCCACUCAGAAAGAGGCCCUGCUUAAGCUGGAGAAGCCGGACGCAGACCUGAAGAACUACAAGCGCAACUCCAAGGAGCGCACCAGGCGCGGCCACGAUGAUUCAGCAAUGCCCUCAAGUGUCACUCACGGCCUGAGACUACUGCAGCAGCGCCAAGCACGCCAUCAACAUGUCCUCAACGUCUUCAAGGUCAGCGUCUACUUGCAAAAUUGGCCUUACGUGCUGAGCCGCGUCAGCAAGGCCGAGUCCACCCUGGAGAUUGCCUAGCAGCGAGGACAGAGGGGCAGCCAGCCAGGCGCAGGCGGUCCUCACCCAGCUCCAAUGCGCUGGAGGCUUGGCCGAGCUGGCCGCGAGGAAGUACAAGCAGGCUGCCAAAUGCUUCCUGCUGGCUUCGUUUGAUCACUGUGACGUCCCCGAGCUGCUGUCUCCUAGCAACGUGGCCGUCUGUGGGGGCCUGUGCGCCUUGGCCACCUUCGACAGGCGGAAGCUGCAGCGGCGCCUCAUCUCCAGCAGCCCCUUCAAGUUGUUCUUGGAGCUGGAGCCGCAGGUUGGAGACAUCGUCUUCUAAUUUCACGAGUCCAAGCGUGCCUCGUGUCUGAAGAUGCUGGAUGAUGUGGCCACCUUUAGCCUUGAGGCUAGGAGUUUGAGACCAGUUGGGUCAACAUGGCGAAAUCCCGUCUCUACUAAAAAAUACAAAAAUUAGCCGGGCGUGGUGGUGCCUGCCUGUAAUCCUAGCUAGUCGGGAGGCUGAGGGAAGAGAAUUGCCUGAGCCUGAGAGGCAGAGUUUGCAGUGAGCCGAGAUCGUGCCGCUGCACUCCAGCCUGGGAGACAAAGCGAGACUCUGUCUCCACAAAAAAAAAAAAAAAAAAAAAAAAAAAAAGGAGGAGAGGUAGGACAACCUGCUCUCGGACAUGUGUACCUCCCCCACCCCCACUCCCCCACCGCCCCACCGUCAGGACCCUGUACGCCCAGAUUCGCAACUGCGCCCUCAACUCGCACAGGGUGGCCGUGCCCUCAGCCCCGCGGUGGCAGCCCGGGAGGGUGAGCUGACGCAGCAAGUCCGGGAGGGGCUGAUCGUGCCCGCGUGGACUCGCACAGCAAGAUCCUGGACGCCCGGGAUGUGGAUCAGCGCAAGCACCACCUUCGAGAAGUCUCUGCGGAUCGCCGGGGAGUUUCAGCACCGCGCCAAAGGCCGGAUGCUGAGGGUAGCUGUGCUGCGCAACCAGAUCCACGUGAAAUCCCUUCCGGAGAAGGGAGCCCGGGGAGCGACUCCGGCCAACAGCCAGUCCCAGUGAACACCAGCUUCUGAGGGGUGGCCCUCAGCCUCCAGGACGUCUGCACACCCUCCUGCCCCAACGGACCUGUUCACCUCGAGGCAGCUCCGUGCCACCCGCGGCCCAGUGGAGGGCCUGGCUGUGUGCCCUCGCAUCCCGUGUGCCCUCGCACCCCGUGUGCCCUGUGCUGGGACCUGGGAGGCCGGCGGCUGCUAGCCAUCCUGGAAGGCGGGGCCUGUAGGGCUUGACCGCGUGGGUGUCUGUACCUAGGGAGCAGGCUGUGCAGCGCCUAGGAGGCACCACCUCCUGGAACCCUCCUAUUCCAAGGAGGAGGAAGAGAAGGAGGGAGAGGGGGAGGGGAGGCGAAGGGGGAAGAGGAGGAAGAGGAAGAGGCAGAAUAAGAAGAGGAGGAGAGAGAGAGGAGGAGAGGGAGGUUUAUUCUUUUUUUCUUUUUUCUUUUUUUCGAGAUGGAGUCUUGCUCUGUUGCCCAGGUUGGAGUGCAGUGUCGCGAUCUGGGCUCACUGGGCUCAAGCGAUCCUCCCACCUCAGCCUCCCGAGUAGCUGGAACUACAGGUGCACACCACCACGCCCAGCUAAUUUUUGUGUUGUUUUGCAGAGAUGGGGUUUUGCAAUGUUGCUCAGGCUAGUCUCAAACUCCUGGGCUCAAGGAAUCUGCUUGAGGCCUCCCAAAGUGCUGGGAUUACAGGAAUGAGCCACCAAGUGCUGGCCUUUUUUCUUUUCUUUCUUUCUUUUUCUUUUCUUUUCUUUUCUUUUCUUUUUUUUUUUUUUUUGGUCACCAAGUCUGGAACGCGGUGGUGCAAUCAUAGCACUGCAACCUUGAACUCCUGGGUUAAAGUUGUCUUCCUCAGGCUCCUGAGUAGCUAAGACUACAGGCAUGCACCACAAUACUUUGUUAAUUUUUUUUUUUUUGUAACGACCGGGGUCUCACUAUGUUACUCAGGCUGGUCUCCAACUCCUAGCCUCAAGCAAUCCUUCUGCCUUGGCCUCCCAAAGUGCUGAUAUUAUAGGCAUGAACCAUCACACCCGACCCUAAAAAUGUUUAUUCUCUUUUUGAGAUGUUUCUUCUUUCAGCAUGGCAUGAUUUGCAGUGACACUUUAGGUUUCAUUGCCACUCCAUUAUUAUUUGUUCACAUUUAUGAGGCCACACUCACCCCAGGCCGUUGUUUAUGAAAUCGGACAUGACUCAUUGAUCUGUGAGCAUCGAUUCCUAGAACAAUCAACAGACUGAAAGAAAUGCACCCAAACUUAAAUCACUGUAUGCAUUCACCAACGCAAAAGGAAAAUUCUCAUUUGUUUCACUUUUCAUUUCCAAAUAUGAUAUACCAGGAGAGGUCCCAGCUUGGCAGCAAUUAGAAAAAAACACUGUAAAAAAAUUGCAAAGCACCAGAGGACAUUUUGAACCUUGGGGGAGGACUAGGUUAGACUCCAUUGAUCAAAAUAACUGUGCUCAUUCUGGAUUAGGGCCCCACAGCCACCUGAUCAGAGCCUUUAUAUCUGCAACCAGCAGCAAUUUUUCCACUAAUGAGCCAACACGGUGCAACUUUGAGGUUCUGCGAACCCAAUCGUGAUUUUUUUGUUCACCCAUAAGUGAAAGCCCUGGAUAAUAUAUCAUGAGGAUCUACUUUAUUUUGCCUAUUGGUGGUUAUUUUGGUGAUAGGGUCAAGGAACAGAAUUUUAAAGUGAAAAGACAGUUCCAUUGACUAUUAUAUAUUGACACCUUCUGUGUGCAACGACCAACAUGCUUUAGAAAGAGUCUCUAUCUGCAAGGGGUGUACCUUUCCAGGAAGGGGAACACAACCAUCACAAAACUCAUUUAGGCACAGUCCCAGACAUUAGUCUUUAACCAUGGGGGACUGGAACUUAUUGGGUGGCAUCCUAGAGGAAGUUCACUCCCACUCAACCAUAGUGGGGAAAAUCUGGCUGACCAUCCUCUUCAUCUUCCGAAUGCUGGUACUUCGUGUGGCUGCUGAGGAUGUCUGGGAUGAUGAACAGUCAGCAUUUGCCUGCAACACCCGGCAGCCAGGUUGCAACAAUAUCUGUUAUGAUGAUGCAUUCCCUAUCUCUUUGAUAAGGUUCUGGGUUUUACAGAUCAUCUUUGUGUCUUCUCCUUCUUUGGUCUAUAUGGGCCAUGCACUUUAUAGGCUCAGGGCCUUUGAGAAAGAGAGGCAGAGGAAAAAGUCACACCUUAGAGCCCAGAUGGAGAAUCCAGAGCUUGACUUGGAGGAGCAGCAAAGAAUAGAUAGGGAACUGAGGAGGUUAGAGGAGCAGAAGAGGAUCCAUAAAGUCCCUCUGAAAGGAUGUCUGCUGCGUACUUAUGUCUUACACAUCUUGACCAGAUCUGUGCUGGAAGUAGGAUUCAUGAUAGGCCAAUAUAUUCUCUAUGGGUUUCAAAUGCACCCCCUUUACAAAUGCACUCAACCUCCUUGCCCCAAUGCAGUGGAUUGCUUUGUAUCCAGGCCCACUGAGAAGACAAUUUUCAUGCUUUUUAUGCACAGCAUUGCAGCCAUUUCCUUGUUACUCAAUAUACUGGAAAUAUUUCAUCUGGGCAUCAGAAAAAUUAUGAGGACACUUUAUAAGAAAUCCAGCAGUGAGGGCAUUGAGGAUGAAACAGGCCCUCCAUUCCAUUUGAAGAAAUAUUCGGUGGCCCAGCAGUGUAUGAUUUGCUCUUCCUUGCCUGAAAGAAUCUCUCCACUUCAAGCUAACAAUCAACAGCAAGUCAUUCGAGUUACUGUGCCAAAGUCUAAAACCAUGUGGCAAAUCUCACAGCCAAGGCAACUUGAAGUAGACCCUUCCAAUGGGAAAAAGGACUGGUCUGAGAAGGAUCAGCAUAGUGGACAGCUCCAUGUUCACAGCCCAUGUCCCUGGGCUGGCAGUGCUGGUAAUCAGCACCUGGGACAGCAAUCAGACCAUUCCUCAUUUGGCCUGCAGAAUACAAUGUCUCAGUCCUGGCUAGGUACAACUAUGGCUCCUAGAAACUGUCCAUCCUAUGCAAUAGGAACCUGGGAGCAGUCCCAGGACCCAGAACCCUCAGGUGAGCCUCUCACAGAUCUUCAUAGUCACUGCAGAGACAGUGAAGGCAGCAUGAGAGAGAGUGGGGUCUGGAUAGACAGAUCUCGCCCAGGCAGUCGCAAGGCCAGCUUUCUGUCCAGAUUGUUGUCUGAAAAGCAACAUCUGCACAGUGACUCAGGAAGCUCUGGUUCUCGGAAUAGCUCCUGCUUGGAUUUGCCUCACUGGGAAAACAGCCCCUCACCUCUGCCUUCAGUCACUGGGCACAGAACAUCAAUGAACAUGCUUCUAGAACUUUCAUCUAUUAUGAAAAAAUAAUGCAUCAGGAGCAACUGGUACCUGCAGGAGGAGAGUUGUGCCUUUGUCAGCUCAAACUGCAGGAAGCGCUUUGGGACCCACACCCUCUGCAGACACACACCAGGCGAAGGGCCCUGUUCAGGGUGCUCCCAGCCUGGGCUCACUUCCACAGGAGACCCUUCCCUUAUGGGGGCUGGGGACAGAUUCUCACCCUGCCUGGGCACAUUGCUUGAGGGAGGUCUGAUGCUCGGGCAGGGAGGAGCUGUACACUGUCAGAGGAGAUCUAGGGACAAGAGCGGCUCUGCCUCAAGGAGGAGGAUUGGUAUAUGUCACCUCUUCCCCAGUCCCAGCACAGCCUGGUGGGAUAUUUUGCAAGAGAGUACAGCAGCUCUGCAGUGGCAGCAACAGUAGCAGUUGGCCCCUUAAACAUGGGUGCAGAGCAGGACGGGAGCUUUGUGCUCAGCCUGAGGUCAGAUGUGCUUCCUGUCUAUAAAGGAGAGGUUGACAAGGAACUUUUCAGGCUUUUCCUCUCACCAGUUCAUUUCUUGAGGAUGAACCAGUUAGAUUUUUAAUUCAUCAAUGGCAUGGAAAUAAAGUAUUGAUUAAAACACUGGC